GGCUAUAUAUAAACCAAAUGAAAUUCAAGACACUUACAAAUGGAAUGUGUACAGACAGGAUAAUAAUUUUUGGUUAAAUUCAAAAAAGUAACAUUCUAACGAGUUGAAUUUUUUUUACACAGUAUCAUUAACACUUCUCAUCAGUUUGACGCAGUAAAUAGCCUCCCCUUCCCCUACACCGUGACAGCUGUACAACUAAUCAAGCAUCAUUUCAACGCUAAAAUUCAUCACACUCAACGGCAAACUAUACUGAAGUCUGAGUUACAAUGAGAAAUGGAAUAUUGCUUAUUACUAUAGCUGAAUUAUCAUAUUUAUCGUUCUCCUAUGUCCAGUGUAGCCUAAUUUCUUCAAAUUAUACAAUCCAUAGAAGUAAUAAGACAACAUCAAGUCACGACAAUGAACAUACUGGUCAUAGCAGUGAUAUAGUUGUAGCAAAGUGGGAAUUCUCUGACUUUGAAAUACACAUCGCUGUUAUGCUAUUUUUAUUAAUCAUGAUACUUAUUAAAAUGUCAUAUCAUCGUGUACCAUAUAUAUCUGCCUACAUUCCAGAAUCAUUUGUUCUCAUCGUCAUUGGUAUUAUCUUCGGUUCAGUUGUUCGCUAUGGGAUUGAAAAAGGUGUCACGAAAAAAACUGUCUGGAAGUUAACACCAUCACUGUUCUUCACCUAUUUAUUACCCCCGAUAGUUUUAGAAUCAGCGUAUAGUUUAUAUAAUAGAACAUUUUCUGAAUAUCUUGGAGUUGUUCUCCUAUUCGCUGUACUUGGUACAAUAUUUAAUUUUUUAAUUAUUGGAUUUAUGAUGCAUAUAUUAUGCCAGUUGGGUGCAUUUGGAGAACCUCAGUUAGAUUUUGAUGUGAAAGGCUUCCUGCUGUUUAGUUCAUUGAUUGUUGCUGUUGAUCCUGUUGCUGUAUUAGCGAUAUUUCAAGAUAUUGGUGUAGAACUGGGCUUAUAUUAUAUUGUAUUUGGUGAGUCAUUGUUAAACGACGCUGUAACUGUUGUCUUAUAUGAUAUUAUGGAUGCAUUCACUGGGAAAGAAUAUGUGUCUGGUAAAGAGAUUGGCAUUGGGAUAGCAUCAUUUUUUACAGUAAGUCUUGGUGGACUACUAAUCGGUGUCUUAUUCGGAAUUAUCACAUGUCUAAUAACUCGAAUCAAGAGUCGUUUAAAUGCUUUUACAUUAUUACUGUUGGCUUACUUCUCCUAUAUCAUGGCUGAUUGUGUUGGUUGGUCGGGGAUUAUUUCAAUGAUUGGCUGUGGACUUGUUCAAGCUGCCUAUGCCUUUCAUAACCUGGAUCGACAUUCAGUUACAAUGGUGAGAAAUCUGACAAAAGUUGUCUCUGAGAUGAGUGAGUCUGUCAUCUUUUUAUUUCUAGGCAUUGAAGUUGUGUCUACAAAACUUGUCUGGCAUACUGGGUAUAUACUUUGGGCAUUAGUAUGGUGUUUAAUAGCUCGUGCUGUUGUUGUCUUCCUGAUGACGGCUGUGAUUAAUCGUGUCGCUUUUUCUCAAACAAAAAUAAGCUUUACACAACAGAUAGUGCUUAUCUAUGGUGGACUGAGAGGUGCUGUAGCCUUUUCAUUGGCAAUCUUAAUUAUGCCGAAUAAACUAGGCCCAAAUGGUGUAUACAAUCGUGAAUUGAUUGUAACUACUACACUAUUUAUUAUUUUAUUCACUGUUGGUUUUAUGGGGAUAACUAUGAAACCGUUAGUCAAAUUAUUAAAAAUACGUAUGGAAGCCAAACAAAAACUCAGCCUAUUCGAUUCAUUAAAUGAUGGAAUCUUUGAUGAAACACUUGCUGGAAUUGAAAUUCUUGUUGGUUCCAAAGGUCGUAAUCUAAUGCGCGAUUUUAUCCUACGCGUUGAUGAGAAAUAUCUACGUAGAUUUCUUCAACGUGAACCAGAUACAUAUGAUCAAAAAAUGUUGAAAGUCUACGAGAAGAUUGCACUGAAACUGCAUUAUGCUACAAUGCGUCCGAGUAAAACUGAAACUAUUCUAAAGGAUAUACCAGAAACACUGAAAUAUCGAUUUUUAACUUCGCAUAUUUCAACUGUUUCAAUACCUGGUCUUUUAAGUGCUAAUUGUUCAAUGGUAAAUCUACCUAAUGCGAAUAAAUUAACUAUCCCGAAUAAUUUACCGAAAAUGUCUAUAGAAGCAAUGAAGGACACAGAAUCUCCAAUAAGUGGAACAACACGUCGACGAUCAUCAACGAUAACUUCAGAUACAAAUUUAGCUCCAGAAGUGAAACAAUUCCUUCGAUAUGCACGUAGACCAAGUUUAGCACCGAAAGAGAAACGACAACUUGACUUUGAUGAAGCCUUUUUAGAUGUCAUGAAAUCACGUAGUCGUGCCUUGAAGCAUCAUAUUCAACAGCCUAAUCUAGAACGAAUUAAACUUCCAGUGAAUGGAGCCAAUAAUCAUGCUUAUAUGAAUGAAGAAGAAGAAUUAGUGAGUAAAUUGAAAACACUUCAUGAAGAUGAAGUUGAUGAAUAUGCAGAAAAAUCGGUUGAUAGUAUAGAUUUAGGCAAAAUGGUAAAAUUUGAUGUUGGACCGAAUGAAUCUAUCUAUCUAAAAACAGAAAUUCAUAAUGAUACGAAUGAUCACGAUAAUAACGAUGCUAGUGAUGACGAAAAUUGUCAUCGUCUUUAGAUGAAAAUCUGCUUCAGGUCUUCUUGUUUUGUAGGCAGAUUGUAUAAUGUGGCGACAGCUGUUUUAUCAUUCUCUUUCCUACUAUCAAUUCCAGUGCUUCCAUUUGAGUAUUUCAGAAACGUAUACAAACAAACCUACGACAUAGAUUGUUCGACAUUAUGAACAUUUUAACCAUUUUGCCUAAAAUCAUGUGCUUAGUUUCUAUCAAUCAUCUGGAAUGUCAAAUCAUUUCAUAUUAAACUGCGGCCAUUUUUCAGUCAAUUAUUUACUAGUCUACGAUAUUUUUUGUCGGAUUAGAAUGUGAAAUAUGCAUAGAUAUGCACCAUUGCUAGCACGCACGCACGCACACACACACACACACGCAUACCCACACACAUAAAAUUGCACAUUAACAAAGUAUGCAUCAGUAAACUACAGUUCAUGCUCACUUUUCAAUUAUACUUACCGCAUACAAAUAAUUAAUUGUACAUAAAGUUGAUUGAUCAAUUAAAACAAACCUACGAUAAAAUAUGGUUGUCUGUUUCAACUUUUUGAAAAAAAGGAGAAAAAUAUAUAUUUAUUUUUAAUUAUUUUUUAUUCUAUACAUAUAUUCGUUUUCUAGUUAUUCAGAAAGUUUUUUCAGAAAAAAUGCAGACUUUCGCCUAUACAUAUAUAUAUAUAUAUCUUUGUUUCAUUUAUCUGCUUCAAUCAACCAUUGAACAUUGAAUAAUGAUUGACACGUAUUGUAUAUGUAUUGAAACAUUGAAAAAA
Messenger RNA from Trichobilharzia regenti, 3389 nucleotides. The record is from the annotation of a GenBank genome assembly. NCBI's taxonomy places the organism in Eukaryota, Metazoa, Platyhelminthes, Trematoda, Strigeidida, Schistosomatidae.